Molecule: messenger RNA, 519 nt
Organism: Spathaspora passalidarum NRRL Y-27907
Lineage: Eukaryota; Fungi; Ascomycota; Pichiomycetes; Serinales; Debaryomycetaceae
Gene: TOM20
Product: Tom20p
Exons: 1
Coding region: 1-519 (172 amino acids)
Biological process (GO): protein targeting; protein import into mitochondrial matrix; tRNA import into mitochondrion
Cellular component (GO): mitochondrial outer membrane; mitochondrial outer membrane translocase complex
Molecular function (GO): transmembrane protein transporter activity
Source: RefSeq, a predicted model, not a curated record
AUGAGUAAAGCUUUAACAUUCACCGCCAUCGCUGCUACUGCUGUUAUCGGAUAUGCCGUCUAUUUCGAUUACAAGCGUAGAAACUCAUCAGACUUUAGAAAGGCAUUAAAGAAGAGAGCAAGUAAACAACAAAAGUUGAAACAAAAGAAGGAAGCUGAAACCAAACAAAUUAAAUUAGAAUCUGUCAAGACUGCAUUAAUUGCUGACUUACAAGCUAACCCAAUACCAACUGAUUUGUCGGAAAGAGAAGCAUUCUUUAUGGAACAAGUUGCUACUGGUGAACAAAAGACUAAGGAAGAUCCUAUUGCCGCCGCUAUCUGUUUCUACAAAGCUUUAGCUGUUUACCCUAACCCAACUGAUAUCUUGGGUAUUUAUCAAAAGACCGUUCCUGAAGAUGUUUAUGAAUUGGUUGUUAUGAUGAUUGCUGUUUACCCACCAGCAUCAGUUUCCAAUAUUUUAAAUAAGGGCCCAGCCGCUGCUGCUGCCGCUGCUGCUCCAGCAGAAGAAGAUUUGGAUUAA